GCGCGAAUAGGCUGAAAGACGAACCUCGCGAUCGGGGCCCCCGUACUCUGUGUUCGGAGUCUUGUGAAUUAUCAGCAUUAGCUGCGGUUUCGCUGUUUGGUUCUUACCCCUAGGGCGGGUUACGUUUUAGCGUUGUUUUACUGGUGGUUCGUGUGGAGCCCACAUUCCGGCUGGUGUCCUAAUUGAUCCAAGCGAAGUCCGCGAGUGAGUGGCCCGGUAUCGUUGUUGUGCUUUUUGUGGGUAAAACUCGCGAAAUUGUUUUGUGAACCGAUAGUACCACACCCCGAAUACCAACGUCAGCCGGAGCCAGGGUGGUCCAGGGCAAAUUAAUCAUCUUCGUACGCGACCCGAAACGGGAGCCGCUGAACUGGUUGAACUGGCUGGCUGGUUGGAGUGAUGCGGUGAUGCGGCCGCACGGUCGGUGACCGUAGAACGAGAGGGAAAAUGAUAACGCGAAAAACACUGGAAAAAAGUUCCAUCGAGCGAGCGUGAGCGGCAGUAGCAGAAAACGACCAGUCAUAAUCAUAAUAAAGGGAUUAAGUGCAUUUGUUGUACAAUCGAGGUUGUUUCAGCAGCCGGUGCAGGUGUGAAACGAUUGGCCCAGAGAAGUCGUAGAAAAAUACCGUGGUGCGAAUAUUGUAUUUGUCAGUCUUACCAAAAAAGGUCGUGGGAAAAACCCUCCGAAACAGGUGUGAAUUGGAAAAUGAGCAAGGCAGCGAGAGUGUGAUAGAAUAAAAAGAUAAUUCCUAGAGUUUUGUUUUUUUCUUGGCGGUGGAAAGAGACCGAACAACCGAACGGAUAUAUCUGGUUAGAGAAAAAUCUCGACCAAAAAGGGCACACUUUAACGAGGGUUCUGAGCGGUGAUAAAGUACUGGUUAAGUGUCGCUUGCAAGCAGAACCAGGAGAGUGCUUGCACGGUACAUGCACACAGCCAGUCUUCGUUCAUUCAAGGAUUGGUCAGAGCAAAGAGCGUGUCACUUCAUCGAAACCAUUCGAGGAUAAUUCAAUUACCGCGCGCACUGGAGAAAGGAUUCUCAGUUACAAUGUAUCAGCGAAAAGUGAUACUGUCAUUCAUCUUUACUUUGCAGUAUUUCAAGCUGAUCCGAACGCUGCAACUGACGGAAAUCAUCGUACCGGACGUAGUGGAUGUUCGCGAUACACCGACCCUGUCCUGCAGCUACGAUAUGGGCACACACAAGCUGAACUCGGUCAAGUGGUACAAAGACGAGCGGGAAUUCUUCAGGUACUCACCGAUGAUGGAGCAGAACGUGAUGAUAUUCCCGGUGGACGGCGUGACGGUGGUGCGGAAAUCGCCGGUACAUUUCUGCAAUCGCUUCAUGUGCAGCAUCCAGCUGCAGCAGCUGAACAUCAAGUCGAGCGGUUCGUAUCGAUGCGAGAUUUCCGGCGAUGCACCGGAAUUCAAGCUUGCACACGGUGUCGGCAACAUGAGCGUUGCAGUGCUUCCCCAGUACGACCCAAUCAUCAACGGCUUGCAGCACAACUACGCCUUGGGUGAUUUCGUGGUGGCGAAUUGCUCCUCGGACAUGUCCAGCCCACCGGCGCGGCUAUAUUGGUUCAUCAACGAUCGAAUUGUUCCGUCGGAUUAUCUGCAGCCACAGCAGGAGACUACGAUUGAGAAUGACGGCUUCAUACUGCGCUACCGGACGCUGGAGAUACGGUUUCACAUCGACGAGGACCGGCUUGGGAAAAUUAAGGGCAAGCUGGCACUCAAGUGUCUGGCCCGGAUCGACGCUAUACCGCAGGGCACGCGGGAAUCGACCCAGGUCAUGUACAUACCGAUGACGGACGAGCUGCGAAAUCAGAAGCUCAUUAACUGGCGCAGUGCGGCGCAAUCUCUGCACCACCAUCGGUGUCCUCCGCCGGUUCAGCGGCUGCAUCUGGCUUUGCUAGCGUUGUCUCUACUAGUACUAACGUCUUUCGUCCUGUAAAAGCCAAUCCUGCGCAAGCUACAUGAGGAGAUGAUGAUGCUGAUGCUGUGGUUAAAUUGUGUAUCGUUGUAAUCAUGAAUGAAACGAAGCCAAAAAAAAUGGAAUCUUAAAAUCAAGUAAGUAACAAGAAGCGUGAUAGUGACCUCUACUGAUAAAAAGAAGAAGAAAACAAAACACAAGUAAAAAAAACUAUAGCUGUUAAUUUUGCAAAGCAAUUUUCGUUGAUCCCUGUUUAUAAGUAUAUACCCCAGAACAUCCCAGGAAUGGAACGAGACUUGAAGCUCGUUUACUCGUUACCGUUUUCGUUUUGUCAAUCCGGUAUACAUAUAGUGUAAUCAAAAGUCAGUGUGUGGAGCGUGAGGGGGGAAAUGAAAUGAUGAUUCUUGUAAAUAGCUAGCCUCCCUCCCUCCCCAUCCUGCCUUCGGCAGAAACCUACACCAACAGCAAGAACAACAACAACAACAAAAGAAGCACAGAUUAAGGGACGACCAGUGUCACUGCGUGUGAAUGUGUGUGGCAAGGCUCCUCCCUCAAUCGGGCUUGCGAGUAAGUUGAACCGAUCCUAUUGAGUGUUUAGAAAAAGAGUGUUUAGUGCGGAGAAAAGCGUGCCCUAGAAUGGAGCACAAUAAAAAUGAAAGUAUAGCGCCAUUCCACGGAGGAAAGAUCAAAUGCAGGAGAAAGUUAGAUAGUUUUUAUAAAUAUUUUUGUAACGUUUAGUUAACAGCAUAUUUAUACAGAGCAUGAGAAAAAAAGCAAAACAAAAAAGCGGGAGAAAAAAGUACAAUAGGACACAGAGCCGUCAGCAGCAGUGGUAGCAUCUGCUGCCAGCAGCACCAGCGGCGGCAAGCGUCACACGAAUGAAUAGGGACGUGGCUGAAAUUGGGCCCGCCGUUCUGUGCGAGAAAAAAAAGGCACAAAAGUUAAACAAUUGCAAAUCAAAGCCAAAGGCGUGUACCGGCAGGGUGUCCUUUGGUGACUGCUUCGCCAUGGUCGCCAUAUUAUUAUGAGCAACUAAAAAGAGGAAAAAAACACACGCAAAUUAUGGAUGAUAAUUGAAUGUUGUUAGAAUCCGGCGCAAAAAAAAAACAAGCGAAGAGCACCCUAACGCGAACGACACCGUUUGUGUUUGAGGCUUAGUGGGGGCAACAACAGCGAGCAACCUAAAAGCCAUACCAGUUGAAGUAAAAAACACCUACCCACAUAGUAAGUGAGAAAAAUGUCCAAUCCUGAAAACGAAAACAAUGCGAUGAGAUAUUUUCCAUCAUCACUAUUGCUGCCGCUGUCGUAAUCUAUUUCCCUCGUUUUGGGUUUUACUUUCAUUUAUAUUUCAUUCUUUUUAUUUCCCUAUCCGCUGCGCUAACUUCGCGAUACAGUGUCCUCGUUUUGUUUUUCUAACUACUGUAAGAAUUGCGCCACAGUCAAAUACAGCAGCUUGCCUGUAGCACCGUCAACAACAACAGCAACAGUAAUAACAGCUUCGGUUUGUAGGUGGAAGCUUUUCUUCGAAUGUUGGCCACAUUAUACGACCUACCCUACCGUAACAGCAGCAGCAGCAGCACCAAGGGAAAACAAAUUUCGCGUUGUGUCAACAAUAUUCGUGUAUGUAUAUUAUUUUUAGACUACGGUGGCUACCGGUAUUGCUCGGUUUGAUCCUAUAGCUGUCGUCAUAGCUGUCAGUCGGUAGACAGCGCUCAGUAACUGUGAGCGACAGAACCUUGGUAACUUUUUUAUCCGCGGAAUCCCAAGCUGCUGUCAGCGAAUUUAUGCGCCCCGACUUUUUGUCUUUUGUUUUCAUAACGGUUUCGGAGUAACGUUCGCCACAAAUUGAUCAUCUCUUUUUGCACAUUGGUUGGACUGUUUUUUUCUCAACAAGAUUGAAUUCGUGUCUAACUUAUUCAAGAAAUACGAUUGUGUAGAUAUUUUCUAACGAAUGUUGAAUUCCCACAAUGAUGUCUUCUUGGUUCUCAAUGUUUUUGGUAAACAUAAAUUUUGAACUUUCUCUCCUGCAAAAUCAACAGUCAGUAGUGAAGGUCUCCGAAAGUUUUGCGAAACUCCAACAGCUGGUUGUUUCUUUUUGUUUCAACGUUAGUUGGUAAUUUGACUGAGGAUAGGCUGAAACAAAAAAAAUAGAAAUGGAAGAUUUCCACUUUCCCCAUUGAUAAUAAAACAAGUAAACCGGAAAUCGGCCUUCAAUGUCGUUACGAACCCUAAGAUGGCAACUUCCAGUUUCUGAAAAGCCAAAACCGAUGGAAUAUCGAAAUUUUCGUAGGCAGGCUGACAGCUAGAGGUUGUAAAUAAUGCCUAAAUUUAAAUUGAUAAUAGUUGUGCCGUCAAAUUGUAUACACCGUUUGUAUUAAAAACUGUUUUGAAAACGUUUCUAUAUCAGGGUUAUUGCACUUUCCGAUAUUCUACAUACGAAAUCCCCCACCGUUCUUUCUAUCGAUUAGUAUUGAACUUUAAACGAACAUACAAAGUGGGUUAUUGUGCUAUUUGUGGCGAGUUUCCGCCUUUUGUCCAGUUUGUCCAUUAGCUCUGUAUAAUAAUUCAUCAUAACUGUUCUUUCGUUGUGCAGACGUCUCAUAAAAGGAAAGCCACUAUCAUGGGGUCUAAUAAAAAAGCUAAUCCCCGGAUGAGGGAAAUAUUAUAACUUAUUAACUAUAAUGCUAAUGAAGAGAUACUUGACCAGAGCAAUUUAUAGUUGUGGUUAUUUUUGGUUUUGUCCAAUCGAUGCAAUUGUUUUCCCGUGAGUGUUUUCCGCUUGUGCCAGCACCUGAAAUAAUAUGCCAUUUGCAUCCCAGAAAAUGGAGGUAAUGACGAUAGCAUUAUGACAGCUUUAGUUAAAUUUCGUAGCUUUGUUGCCUCUCCGCAGGUUUUGUAUUGAGCUCGAGCGUUCGGUAAAUGGAUCCACAAAUCAACCAUCAUCACAAAAAGGUCGGAAAAAGUUUACUUGAAUUGUUUUUGCAGUUUUUAAAUAUUUAACUUUCUUUUCUUCGUUUGUUAGUAAGAUACUAAAAAUAGUUUUUCCAAGUAACAUCCCCAUAACAUUUUUCCAACUAGUUUCUUACUCUAAAAACCCAGUUCGUUGGUUUUGUUUGAACAAUUUGGCGUCGAUAGAACAUAAUUGACAAAAUAACCUUGAAAAGUUAUGUCAAUUUGUCCAAUUUCAAAUUCCAAGAUAGCUGAUACGGAGUCCAAACCACGCAUGCAUGUGUUAGUAUGGGACGUACUAACGAGCAAUAAAAUGCUUUCAAGCGAUGGGGGUUCUUGAAAUCAUGUCUAGUUUUUGCGAUAAAACCGAGUGGUUUUGGAAACUAUCACAAAAGUCAGUCUUUGGUCAAAGAUAACGCCAAGAUCGUUUACGUAAUCGACUUUUUUUGGCUGCUGCGUAUGCAAAAACUAUCGGUGAUUGACCCCAGUGAAAUGUAAUCACUGCACAUUUUGCUGUGCUCAGUGUCAAGGCAUUUAAUUUACACCAUGUCACAAAGCAGCCCAGUAGCGACUGAAAACGGUAACAAUCUUCGAUGUUAGGUACGAACUGUCAAAUAAGCUUUUAAAUCAUCAGCGUAAACAAGUUUGUAGCCUAUUCCUAGGGCACUAGCAACGUCGUUUGAAAAAAAAAAUGAAAAGUAGCGGCCCAAGAAAACUGCCCUGCGGUACACCAGAUUUAUUCGUAAAGGAAGCUGAGUCAACAGAACCAAGCCAAACUGGUAACGUUCUAUCACACAAAAAUGAUUUUAAUCACGUGACGAAACGUGGUAAAGCUCCCAAUCGAGAUAUUUCCUUUAGCAUAAUACGAUGGUCGAUACGAUUAUAAGCACUGUUCGAAAGACCCUUUUAGAUCAGUAUAAAUAACAUCAACAUGAGCUAACACGAACAUUCCAAAAACCCGAUGAUUAACAGACCGGUGCCAACGGCUUUAAUUCCUUUUGCGAUGGAAGGAAUGAUCCCAGAGAUUUUUCGCCUCAGAAAAUCUUCUGGUGUCGGCUAGGACUAAAUCUGGACCAGUUGGGUUGAUUGUGAGUGGAUCACUUCACCCCACAACCAUCGACACCUAUGUCGGUGUUGGAAUUCGAACCCAGGCCACGAGCGUUGUUGGCAGUUAUGUAACCAACUACGCUAGGCCCUCCGCCUUAUUCCUCUUUUUUAUCUUGAGUUGAGGAGAUUUACUCUACCCUUAAUUUGCUUUCGAAAGUAUAAGAAUAAGAAAGUUUUUACGAGUGAUUUUUUUUGCGUCGAUUUGAUUAUUUACGGAGUUAUUUUUCAUGCAAAUGUUGGGAUUUACGUUGUUCCUACAACAAUGUUUUCACUGACCUUUCUGUAACUUUUUUUAGGAUUGGUACUUGAUGCCUGGUAUAGAGUUGAGAGGUAAAUUCCGAAGAAGAUGAGCCCCUCAAAAGUAAAGCAAACACGCUGAGCUUUUAGGUUCAGCGUUGCAAAAGCGCCAAUUGUCUGUUGGAACUUUGCCAAUUUUCUUCCUAUGAUAAAGAGCAUAACAGUGUCCAGUGUGGAGUCCGGUGAUGAUGCGGAGAUCACUACGAGUGUAACUAAGUAGCCAUUUGGUAACCGCAUGGUUGGUGUAGAUAAACUGUUCAGCUUGCCUGGAACCCUGCGCAUGUUGCCAAUGAGAUGCCAUUUCUAGCUUUUCCCAUGUACUUAGCUCGCCUUUAAUGGCGGAUAUGGAGGUACCCAGAAACGGUUCAGGUCAUGUCCAUUUUCUCAGAUUCCGCAGUGACUGGGUACCCAAAGUAGUAUUACUUUGUUGAGCACUCCCAGACUAGUGUAGACCCACCCCUAAAAACGAAGGUCACUUCUUCUAAUAACUAUUGAGACUUUUUCAUUAAGCAGACAAUGUGUGCAGCAGGGAAAGCGAAAAAUAAGCGAACUGGAAAUACGAUACAGAUUUGGAAAAAUAUACCGCAUCCCGACGGGACUUGAGCCCGCAAUCUUCCUGUCUCCGGCAUGGUGUCGUUUUCCCUGCUGCACACAUUGUUUGCUUAAUGAACUUGAAUGUUAACGGGUAAAAGCCGUCGUUAAAAUAGAAAUUUUAUUCGAAAAAUAUUGAGACUUUCUGUGAGCAUUUCAUUCAAUUUGACUAACCUUACCAAACAGUCUAAAGUCGUGGUGUGCCUUUUGAUGUAUGUAAGAAUCGUCUUCACUCAACUCGGUCCAUGUCUGCUUGUCGCUAGCUUGGCAGUUUGCGUAGAGUCCGUAUGUUUUCUUUCACCUGAUCGAUUUAAUUUGCUAUCGUCCAACAUUUUUACGACGAGACCAGCCUAUCGUAACCUUCUAAUCUUAGUGGUGUGGACGAUAGAUUGCUCAUUCAUUCGCAUUUUCCACGCUGUCGAAUAAACUCAGUCUUCAAAUGAAAUAUAUGGUCAAAUACAAAAACGGUAUCUCGAAUUAAAGAUAUAUUAUAAUUCAGGCCAAUACAAAUAUCAUUAUCAUUUUAUGUCACUACCCCCCCCCCCCCCCCUCCCCUUCAAAAUAUUGAAUAUUGGAAGGAAAAGAAAAAAAGCUCAAACCGUUUUGUUAAUAUUAUUGACUUUUCGACAACGUAUAUGCUAAAUUUAGAAACAAACGUGUCCAGUGACAGUGAAAGUGUCAUCAAAAGGCAACCCAAAUGAUUAAUAAUGAUAAUAAUGAGUUUUUUUUUCAACACACUUUGGCAUGCAAGUUACAAACGUCGUAACUUGCACACAAUUUUUUAUGAAAGUUAUUCCUUUUUUUUCUUCUCCGUGUUAUUUAUUUUUUGCCCUCCCCUUAGCUAACUUUGAUAACUCUGGACAUAAAAACUCUUCAAUAUUUGUAUCAGCCUUAUUUACUCAAUAAUAAAGAGAUACUGUACAAAAAGUUCACUAGUUUUAGUCCUUUUUCGAUUUGUCCAAUUGAAAUUAUUAUUUUAUUAUUAUAAUUAUGAAGAAAUAAUAUACCAUGCGCAUCCUGAAAACUGAGGAUAUAACGUUGGCUUUUUUGCAGGUUUGGAUCGUCACAAAAUGGUCGAAAGACUAUCACUGAAAUUGCUGAUUUAGAUUACACAUCAACAGGUCGCAAAUCACCUAGUUCAUUGUUCUUCCUGCCAUGGUCGAUUUUUUUUUGGCAAAGCAAGACUUGAAGAUCAUUGAAUUUUGAAAUCUAUUUUUUAUGAAAUUCAACAUCGAACAUUUUUUUUUGUUACAAUAAUGGCUAUGUCUUGCAAGUUAUUUGAACUAGUCUCACGUUGGUCAUGUGUCAUAAGACUGCAAAAGCUAUAAUUUGAUUUUUUUAAUUAAAAAUACCUUUGUUUGGCUUUACUGGUAGAACGGUAAAUCGUAAUAUGUAAUAUGUUUUCUGGUGCACAUAUAUAUAUCUGCAUUAAUGUUGAAGAAUUUUUCGAACUAAAUUACUAUUUUUAACAACGGCUUUUACCCGUUAACAGGCAAGUUCAUUAAGCAGACAGUAUGUGAAGUAGAGAAAGCGAAAAAUAAGCGAACUAGAAAUAUAAUACAGAUUUGGAAAAAUAAUGUACCGUUCGCUUAUUUUUCGCGUUCCCUACUUCACAUACUGUCUGCCUAAGGGGUUAUAUACCUUUUUGGUCGAGAAAAAUGAGGAAAGUUUGAAUUUAUUUUUAAGUGUAUAGCACCAUUUUCAUUGCAUCAAAGUGGUAUUUUUCUGAAAGUACAGUUUAUCAAAAACAAGAAAAUACGUUUGAUUUUGAGAUAUACCAAUUAUUACUGGAGUAAUGGCCGUUUCCCCGGAACGCUAUUUUUUUUGCAGAGGCUUGCGGUGGUCCUGAUAGAGACUCAGCGGAUCAACCGAAAUAAAAAAAAUCAUAUUAUUUCAUUAGUUUAGGAGUGUACCGGGUCCUUGAACGAUCGCUUUUAUGAGAAUUUUGUUUUCAGUGCAAACGGGAUCGUUUUUCCCAAAAAAUGCACGUUUUGAGCGCAAAAAAUUGCAAUAAAAUUUUUUUUGCGGCAAAAUGUAACUGUAUGUUUCAAAAAGCGACCAAGGACCGGCGAAUUUUAUAACGAAAAUUGAAAAAAAAAGAUGAAGAAAAUCGGUUCAGUAGUUUUUCCGCAAUCAGGAUCACGGCGAAGUCAUUUUCCGGAAAAAAAACUAUUCCGAGAUAAUCGCGUGUAGAGUUUCAAGUUUAGCUUAUGCGGCCGUGGCGAGGCGCGUCGCAAAUCGCUCUAACUUUCUUCCUAUUGCUCAGAUCUUUAUGAAAAUUUGUGGAAAUGUUCUCAAGAUGUUGUGUUUGAAGAUAAUGUAAUAAAUUUUUUCCGGUUUUUUUUUUAAACUAAAAAGGUAUAUAACCCCUUAAUGAACAAUGUUGAAGAAGUUUGCAGAACGAUUUCAUGCCAAAUUAGGAGUAAAAAUUACACCUUUGAAUAAAAAAACGGAUUUGUUGAUAUUUCUAAUUGAUCAAUUAGGUCAAAUGUGAAAACUGAUUAUUUUUAAUGAUUAUAGUUAAUAGUUUCUUAAGGGGGGACCCUACUCUAGAAUGUCGAAAAAUCAUGAAUUUUCAUAUUUUUUUUUGGCUGUCUAGAGUAAAGUGAAGUGUUUGGCUAUUUUGGCUAUUGAUUAAGGUAUAUUUGAAGAUGUAUUUUCCAUGUCGUGAAUGUAAAUAUAGUGAGUAUUACACUGUUGGCUGCUGGGAACGUGGAUGCUCUCUAAAUCAGUACCUAACUGGUGGUAAGUUUUUCUUAGCUUCUAGUAGACCGAUCGGGCUGAAUUUUUUAUUCAGUAUAUAGAAACAUUUUAUCUAUCUUGUUACGUAGCCGUUUUUGAAAAUUCCAGAAAUUGCCAAAAUGGCGGCCAUUUUAGUAAAAAAAUGGUUUUUUUAAAUGAAAAAUCACUAUUUAAAAAUCAUAAAACAUUGAAAAACUCAGAUAUCAAGAAACGGCUACGUAACAAGUUAGAUAAUCCAUUUUUACAUGUUAAAAAAAAUUCAGCAAAAUCGGUUCAGUAGAUGCUGAGAAAAACUUACCACCAGUUGAAAAACAUGGUUUCGAGAAAAACACUGCCAAUAGCGUAAUACUCACUAUAUUUGCACCCACGGUACACAAAAUACAUCUUCAAAUAUACCUGAAUCCAUAGCCGAAAUGCCCGAACACCUCACCUUUCUCUAAACAACCGAAAAAAAUAUCACGAAAAUUCAUUAUUUUUCAACUUUCCAGAGUAUGGUCCCCCCUUAAUGUAUUUACUGAGAUUAGUAGAUGAUUUUUCACGCGCGUUGUAAGUAGCAUACCGCGGUGUUUCCAAGAAAGAUACUCAUCGUUCGUACGUUUUCGUAAUAAGCGAGCUUCGCGCGCAUUCCAUCAAUUACCACGGUUACAUAAAAACACAAACUUUCCUUUCCCCCGCAGUCGCGUCGAUGCAGAUAUAAACUUGGUCUGGCCGUUUGGUCGAAGAUCGCCCCCAUUGCUUUUACAAAAUUCACGCCUGUGCAUUCGUUAUCUAUAGGGUGCUCGAGAAUAGCAGUAAACAAAUAUUUAAACAUUUGGAUGCUUCUGGUAGUGAACAGCAUUCGCGCGCUGCUCGUAUAGGCCUGCGGGGUCUGACAAAAAAGAUACUUAUCGUUCGUCUUCGCAAUGAGUUAACUUCGCGUGCAACCUUGUCCGGCUCAGUCACAUACCACGGUGACAUACUCUUCCUUCCCGUUGCAGUCGUGGAGAUGCGGAGGUAAACUCGGUCUCCUACCACAACGACUUUUACAUCGCUUUCCUUAUAACAUCCUUCCUCACUCUAAACGUGGCCGGUGCCGUUAUCGAUCCACUGAAUUGUUGUACACUGAAGAUGGCAAACUAUUCCCAAGUAGCCAUAUACGGGGUUCCUUGUGCAACUUCACUAGCUCAGAUCGAUCACGGAGGAGAAACUACGAAAUGUGCGGUCGUUCAAGCUCGAGAGUUUUUUAAUGUAUUUACUGGAUACUGCUUAAUGUGUUGUUCGGGCUACUCCGCAUAUCAUCUGAUAUCGCCAGAUGAUAUCGGAUAUCACUUUGAGUGUUCACGCUAUAGUGAGGUGAUAUGGUUUGACAUUUGCUCAUUUGAUUUGGUAAUUAAAAAAAAAAGAAAUCAAAAGUACGUUAAAACAAAAACAUUACACAACAUUAUGACAGCUGAUUCGGGGCUACGAAGUUAAAAGUGAUAGUGUUUUGCGGUGUGAUAUGAACGGGGUAUAAAAAAGUUGAAAAGUUUUAUAGCGCUUCACUUCCUAUUCCUCGUUCAUUAGUAGGAUACUGAAAAUAAUCUUCUCAUGUAACAUCUCCAUGGCUAAUUCUUACAGGAUUUUUACGCCAAAAUAAUGUACAUAUUUGCAGGGAAGAAAUUGCUGAUCAUUUAAUGACAGCAACCAGGUAAUGAUGGAAAUUGUUCAUUUGAGUUGAAUUUUUUUGGGAUUCAGUUCAAUUCAAUGAUUUUCCACGACAUCUUAUACUACCUUCACAAUAUUGACGUAGAACUACGUCUUUGAGGAAAAUAUUGGGGUGGGGUAGGGGUGUAAAAAGACAGUUUAAUGUCGAAUUCGUUUUUACGGCAGGACUAUAUCGUCCCGGACUUCAUUUUGCAGUUGAAAAAAAAAAAAACAUCUUUCGAGCAGAUGCAAUGGUGUGCGUAAUACCAGAGGUAGCUGUCACUUUUGUUUUGGUCAUUAUCGCCAUUGUCUUUUGAUUGCGCUUGUGCUACUGUAAUUUACUGAAAAAUGACAAAAUAACAAAAUCAAAUAAAUAAAAUCCAACCUGAUGUUUGACACGCGAAGAACGAUAAUCGAGGCAAACCGAUUUUGACAAAAAAAUUUUUAUUUUGACACAUACGUAUGAAUGGGUUGGUGUCUUCAUAAUUGCACUCUGUUUCUUUCGCGGACUGUCCGGGACAGAAAAAGGGUAGUCCGGGAUAGUCCGGAAAAUGAAAAAAAAAAAAAACAGCUUUAGGACAAAGAGUAGUCCGCGGAGUAGCCACACCACAAAAACGAAAACGACGUAAUAUCGAAACAUGCAACGAAACUUGUCCAAUUUCAAAUGCUUAUAAGUCAGUUAGUUUUCAACGGAAUUCCUUCGUUCUUGCAGCAAGCGAUUGGAAAAUGAACUACGCAUUCGCCAAAAUGUAGAAAAUUGUAACUUGAUUAUGCCAAAUAUUGUACUUAUUUUACUUUGUUGGCUAGGGCUGAACGAAUUAGAGAUGUCCAGCUUCUUUAGUCUGGGGAGCCGUUCUCCAGUCUCCUCGUAGACCAGCAGAUCGUCCAUUUUCUUUAACCGCGCACAUAUUUUCCUGAUUCUUUACUGAAGAUAGUUUUGGCGGUUUGCCCGUCAGGCAUUCUGGCUACAUGUCCAGCUCACUGAAGCCUGCCCCGCUGUAUUACCUUCACUAUAUCAGCAUGUUCGUACACCUGGUACAACUCGUGAUUCAUGCGUCUGCGCCACACUCCAUCUUCCAAUUUACCGCCAAGUAUUGACCGCAGAACUAUACACUCAAAAACUCCGAGCACUCGUCGAUCAGCUUCCUUCAGCGUCCAUGCUUCAUGUUCGUAAAGGGCCACUGGGAGUAUCAGUGCUUGUUUUGAGCGACUUUGCAAACUACGGGACCUUAGCUGGUUCCCUAGUCCGUAGCUUCAACAGGACUUGUCGCCAACAAAGGAUUCCGUCAAUGGUCUCAAUCUGAAAAACAGGACUUCAUAUGCGGAGUUGAGCAACGUCAUGCCUCGAUAGCUGCAACAAUCUAAUCGAUGAUCAUUCUUAUAGAUAGGGCAUAUGAGGCCUUCCAACCAGUCGUUCGUAUUUGUUCAUCCGCCCAGAUCCUUAGUAUUAUCUGGUGAAUCGCAUAGUAUAGCCGCUCGCUUCCCGCUUUUAGAAGUUCGGCCGGGAUACCGAAUAUAUUUUACUAAGGCAUUUUUAGAAAUUGAUGAUGUUGAUCUUCGGUGAGAUGUAGAGAAAAAAAAAAAAUCCAGUUACAACUCUAUAUAAUUCUUCUACGCUUUAAUUGCCAAAUUUAAUUUUAUAGUUUUUUGUUUAGUCUAUACCGAUCUGAUCAAAUAGAGAGUAAUUCCAAUCAAGUUGCACGAAGUAGUAAUUCUGGAUUUUUCCCCAGCUUUUAGUACAAUUCGAUAAUCGUUUCUUAAAGGAUGUUUCUCUGUGAUGCCACAAAACUAUUGGACAAACUGCUGCUCAGUUUGUCCAAUAGAAGCAGCAUAAUACUCUCCGCAAUUUUGUUCUCUUAUGCUAAGAUUUGAAGAACUAAUAUGCCGUGCACAUCCACAAAAUGGAGGGUUUACGUUAAAAAAGCGCAUACUUCUACACGGUAUGUAUGUUUCGCUUUAAAAAAUUUAAAGUGUGAUGAAGUAAAACUAUUGAGUUCAGUCGAAAUGGAAAAAAAAAACACAACAAUAAAUAAUAAAAAUAAAAUAAAACAUAAUUGUCUAUCUUGAAUAUUUUUUAUAAAAAAAUCUGAGAUGACCGAUUUUUAAAAUCACAUUUGGUAUUGAUGAUUGAAUUUUUUUCAGUGUAGCGUCUCGAAUUCAAUUUUGUUAAAAUUUUUAAAGGAAACUUCAGAUAAUUCUCCAGAAGUCGUUUUUCUGACAAUUUUCUCUAUCUAUUUCUAUUCGGAUAUGUCGAUUCAUUUAAAACAACCUCAGCCUUUUUCAAAUGGUAGUACAGAUAAAUUUGAAAAGAAAUGCAAUGUUGCUUGAGGUUGUAAAGCCUACACACUCACAAAGUCUUAUCGAAUUUUGGGAAGGGGGGUCUCAACAGAUUGAGGGAUAAAAAAUCUAUGAUCGAUAUGUUAUUUUUGUGCAAAUAAACAUAUUCCAUUUUCUCCUUUCAUGAAGCAAAUUAAUGUUUUUCUUUUCACAAAAUGGUUUCCGGUAUACAUCUGAGAUAAAUUUUUACUAGCUACUAUUUUUUUAAAAUAUUUUUCCGGUGUUUCGUUGCGUUGGACAAACAUCGUUACUGGAUAAUAUUGUUCCGAAGCUGAUACUUUCCUAUACAGAUAAUUAAUGAAUUAAACCCUGCAAACUAUUCAUUAGACUCAGGCUUUCAGUAGGACCCAUUUUCUAUAUCAUUGUAUUAAAAAAGAUUUUUUUUUAAGUAUUUCUUAGAAUGAAACAUUUCUUCACAAAACAAUAAAUUCUGAUAUUACAGUUUUUUUUUGUUCAAUUUGAAGUCCCGGUUGAAAAACAUUAAAUUCACUAGUCUCACGGUGACCAUGUGCCAAGAAACUUCAAUGGCUACCAUUGGAUGGAGCUGUUCACCACCGCUACUUCCGUUUCGCUCCACUGGUAGAUUUUUUGUUACUGAUACAUAUAGGCAUGGCACUAUUAUCGAAGAAAGUAACUGAACAAUUUCCACUUUUGUUACUUUUGUUUUGGCAGCAGAAGAUGUAAAACUGCAUAACUUCGACCGCACCACGUGCAUCCGCUCGGGCUUCGUUUCGUUGUGUCACCAAGGCACGGAGGAUGCCAUCCGAGGUUGCAUCUUGCAUUCCUACGCCGGUACCUGAGCGUGCUGCCUUGGGUUUUCUCGGUUUCCAAGGCGUACGCUAGCACAUCUAGCGCUGGAUCCAGUAGGGCACAGAAGAGAAUUACUGCAUAUUUAAUGCCAACAAAAGUCAAAGCUCAUGUGUUCCAGUGACUGCGUUAUGCAUGAGUUAUGGGUUUCACAUGAAUUGUUAUUCUUGCAAGAUACAGACACGAUUUUGCUGUUGCUGCUGCUGCCGGUUUGCACGUUUUCCUUCUCGUUUGGUUGGGCUUGUUUACGCUGGGAUGAAAGUGAAUAAAUAUACCGCGACGUGAGCCCUGACACGAGAUUCAAUCGUUGGGGUUUUGCCUAGUUUCCACUGAAUCAGCGUAGCGCGGAAAUCGUGCCAAACCAAGCAGAAAUGGUGUUCAGUGAUGCUCCUGCUGCUGUUGCUGUUGUUGUUGAUGAGAGAUUACUCACGAGUGGAAUCCUGUCGACAUCCUAGUACCGGGAAGAAACCGCUAUUGACUCAUUACACUGACGAUGGACAACGGUGGAAGGGACGGUAGUUGUCAUCACAUAUACAAUGACGAGAUGAAGAUAAAAAAGAGGCCUUAUAAUUUGUACAUUUAGUGUGAAAUUAACACAUACAUAAAGAAAACAGAUGGUGUGAAAUGCCAGCGGAAUCUAGUCCGUUAAAUGAGAAGACAUUCCCAUUGGAAGAAGUAAAGCACUAAGAUUAGUCAAAACCUUCAGCCAAAAUAAAGUUAAACCCCCUUUAACCGUAAAGAUGUAUGUAUAUCAGAAAUCCACUAAGCCAGGGAUUGUGGAAGUUUAGUUGUUUUUUAUCAGAAACAGCACAGCUGAAUGCAAGGAAAAAAAAAACAGUCAAAUUAAGCGCGAUGAUGUGUAUUACUCUAGGCACUAAGCAUUUUCUCUUCCCACGAUUUUGUCACAAUUACAACUUGCGUGAGUUGGAAAUAAUAAACAAAAAAAAAUCACGUAACGAUGUAACCAAAGCAAUGCUAAUUCAUUUCAAGCAACAGCCGGCUGAAAACUAGCGCUAAAUGAAUCGUCCGAUAAGGGUUCUUGAAUUACGAUUCAUCGAAAACUAAUUAAAAAAAAAAUCAAACAAACAAACAAACACACAGUUCAUGCACGGGAUAAUUUUUGUAAGAUAAGAAAGUAACCUAAAUUUAAACACAGUAUGAAGAAAAAAACUAAACGCUAUAUCAAGUAUAGGAGUAACACACAGACACACACAAAAAAAAAAACAAAAACCUGCUACUUUAAAAAUUACGAAACUAAAUGUAAACUAGGCUCUAAGGAAAUUGAAACGCUGAAACAAAAAAAAAUUGUAUCCUCGGUCGUUUGUUUCGAAUUUUUUACGAUUGUGUUCUUUUUUUUUACUCCGGUUCGCGUGCCACAAUCGAACUGAACAAAACAAUGAAACCAACCAAAGAAAAUGCAACUGAGCGAUAGAGAGAGAGAUACUGGCGGUUGCAAUACGCCAACCGUAAAUAACGUUGACAUUGAAAAAUGAAUACUCGCGAGCAGCCAACCCGCAGGCGGCGGCGGUGCCAACGAUGAAUGGCGGUUGCAGAAGAGAUGGCAACAGUAACAAAAAAAAAAAACAACAAAAAAAAACGCUAACAAUUAAAUUAACUGUAAAAGUAAUUAAACAUAUCAGAAAGCAAAAAUAAUACUGUGCAUAAUUGAUAGGUUCGAUGAAAUCCAAUUAGGUUCGUUCGAUCGUCCGGACGGGCGAGAGUGACUGUGCGCCAGCAGCCUUCGCCCAUCCAAAAACGGUGCCACGGGGUUAGCUGUGUGUGGCGGGGUAAGAGGUGGACACAUUGCACAUUGUUUGUUUUGGCUGAUGGUUUACUGUACCGAAUGUGUAUCUCUGCUUUUGUGUGCAUUAGCGGAGAAAUGUAUGACAUUUACUUUUCCGCUUGGCAGCGUGCGGCGAAGGUUGCCUUGGUGGAUGUGAGUGUGGGUAUGUGUGGGAGUAAACCUCGCUGAUGUCAUUUAAGUACCAGAUUUAUUAUCAUUUAUUUUCCGAUUGUCAUUGUCAGAGUCGGUGUGAGAUGUGUUUCGGGCAAUACUUUGACUGUCAGGAGCGAAAUUAAUAAAGAAUUGUUACCUUUGUUGGCAGCGUGAUUUUUGGGGUUGCAAUGACGGUGGAAUUUUAUUAACUGUCAAUAUCAAUCGUAACGCGGACGGUUUUCCGUUCAGCUGUUGCUGAAUUGUGCUGCAUUGGAUUCCAUGAGAAAAUGCGGGAAUGAAUUUUUGCUAAAUUAUGUACCAUUGGAUUUCAUGAGAAAAAGAAUUCUAAAGUACCACAAGGAAGUAAGUUGGGAGUGUUUUCGCUUCUCUUAAAAAUUUGAUUGUUAUUAUUUCUCGUUGUUUUUGGUCUCAGACCAGUUUCAUUUUGAUGUUUUUCUAGCUUUUAGAAGAGUUUUCCGGUAAAUUCAAGCCUAUAAGAUAUUUUUUUUUUUUUCUUAGCAUUUUUCGAGUUUUUGAUCGUCAAAAUUGGUUUUCAAUAAUUCAGCGAUUGAUUUUUAUCCUUGUCUUGGGUGGUUCCUUCUGGCCUUAAUUUUUUUUUGGUUCUGAGCUAACUUGGAGUUGUUUUGUUGACCAAUAUAUUUUCGGUGAUUUCAACAUGUAAAAACUUUAUCUUCUCUAGUUUUUAGUGAGAUUUUUGUGAUUCUGAGUGCAGCUGAAUAUGAGAACACUAUGAUCUUACAAUUUCGGCUAUUUUUUCCUUAUUUACAUUUUUAACUGACUAAUUUUGAAAUGUGAAGCGUACCCUGGUUAUUCUAGUAACUUUUUUUUCUGAUCCUGACAAGCAGUUUGAGUUGCUUAUUUUUCUAGCUCAUUUACGCUGGCUUGACGGAGUAGCGUUUACAAUAUAUUUUAUUUUUACGGAAUAAAAUCAAACUUGUUAGAAAGAGUCAUCGUUACACCCGAUUUACUGGAGUUAGUAGUGGUUUUAAAAUUUUCUGAUUGGGGGUUGUUGGGUUGGGAGGUUGAGUUUUUUUGUAUGAUUAAGUAAUUAUUAACCCUCUAGUGCCCAAUGCCGCCUUUUGGUGGGCUUCAGUCAAAACGUUUAUUUUAGAGUUUAGUAUCAACAUUUUUCAGGAAACAGUAUAGCUCUGACAUAUACUGGAGAUCAUCACAUCCUAGAAUGUCUCUAACGGGUACAUUAUAAAUUUUACUGCGAAUAAAGUUUUUUUGGUAUAGAUUGAAUAAUUGGAGCUCAAUUUCGAAUUCUAUUCUUUAGGUUUUAGCAACCUCAAAAAAUCCUAUUUCGACGAAUCUCAGCUUGAUUGUGAUUUUUAUUACGUUUUUAUAAGCUUUUUCGUUUAUUCUCCAUUUUAUUUCUUAAUAUUUUUCUACAACUUUUUCAGACUAAUGCUACAAUACAAUACUAGAAACCUAUCGCUAUUAUUCUGUUCAAUAAACUUUAGAUACUUGCAUUGACGGUUUGCCAUUUCAUUUCUAACUAUUUUUUGCUAUUUUCAUCUUUUUCAAUUUGUUAUAUCUUUAAGAAAGGGUUCUGAAGGUCCAGAAGUCUUCGUUUAGUAGUGUGGCAUGCUAUGGAAAGUGUUACGAAAAUGUUCCUUCUUAAAAAGCAUAUAAUGUUACUUUCUGUUUGCGAUGUUUAUUAUAAAUCCAUGUUGUAAGUGGCUCCACCUUUUUUUCAAAUUACGUCAUUUUUCCAGUUCCGCAAAACCAUAAUUUUAUAAUAUAUAUUAUAUAUUGAUGUUGUCGAUACACCGAUGUUGCCAUAGCUUAUUCGCAGGACAGUUAGGUGGUAUGGAUCUGGGAUCACGUAGUUAAGAUAGCAGGAGUCCAGUGUUGCAAAAUUUCGAAACUGAAAAAUGAAAAUGAUACAAAACUGAUUUCAAACUAAUAUUGAGUGUCACCCGAGUCAAUUAUCAGUGGAAAUCAUGUCAGUGACAUAAAUGAUAUGUCCUAUUUAUUACCGUAAUUAUUUGAUCUGAUCCAAUCCAUUGCAUGAAGUUAAUGAAGUAGGUAGGUAUCUUUAUCCUCCAUCGCAUAAACAUCGCUAAAGUAACACAGCGAGUGUGAAAUCACCGUAAUACUGCCAGUCAGCAUUAUCACGGUCAAGUUAUGAAACUGAAAGUAACUAUCACUGUCAGCUCGUUCGUGUUGAAUGUGAUAUUCGCAGUUUUCAGUUUCUACUGAGAAUCUAUCACUGACAGUGAAAAUUUGCAACACUGCUCACGAUAAAUUGAAGAUGAUAAUGUGAGUUCUAAAACCGUUGAAUUGUUUGAUCUCCGGCUUCCGCCAGUCAUAUACUUGUAUUUGUUACUUUAAAGAUGGCCUCGAUAUCAGAGUAGCCCAAGUGGAGGAAACAUAGACCAUGCUGAGCUUGACCAUGCAGUACGGUAGCAGAAUCCCAUGUGCAGCUUUACUUACCUUGCCAGUCAGCUCCAGGCCGAAGUGUCCCUUGCUGUUCGAAGAAGUCGUCUCCAUUCAACUCGGUCCAUGAUCCAUCUUCAAUCUGCACUCCACCACAGAUGUUACUCAACACCUUCCGGUCGAAAACCCCAAAACAGCAACGGGCCUAAAUUGCUCCCCUGUGAAACACUAACAGUUAAAUUACAUAGGGCACUUUUAGCUCCAUUGAUCUCCACGUACUGCGUUCGGCCAGAAAGAUAGCUACCAAUCAAUCGAUUGGCAACACCUCUAAUUCCAGAGUACUCAAGCAUCUGAAGUAAGAUGCUGUUAGGGUGUGCAUGGAUAAAAAGCCCCCCGGGAUAUAACGCUCCAGUCCAUUUAUUCGGAAACAUGCAAAAAAAAAGCUAUGAGACUAUUGGAAAUUCCUCGCAAUUCAUGGGACCAAACUUCUGGGCAAGUUUGAUAGUUUGAUAGUAGCAGCAAAAUAUAAACAAAAAUAAAUUUUGAUUUGAGCUGCUUCUUCACUAGUUUAUAAAGUUUAUUCACUGGUAUUUGCAUGAAUCUAAAGCAGCUGUAUCAAGUAAAGGAUCGGUAUGAAUUGUAUAACUUGCUUGAAUAUUUAAUGAUUUCUGCUACACUGCACCUCCGAGCGAUAUGUUCCAUUGCUUUAGCGUUUACUUUUGAUUGAAAUCGAAUUAGUUUUGUAUAUUCCGUAGUUUUUGUAGAGCAUUGUCGAGUUGUGGUUGGGCAUUCAACUAUUGUGCGAAUUUCGAUCAAAGUUGCAAUUUGAAAAAAAAAAAACUUGAUCUGAAAAUGACUGAUUGAUGCAAUUACAAAUCUCAUUUAGACCGCGUACGUUGUCCGCACUGACAACAUACCAUCCUUUGUCUUCUGUGGUUCUAGUUUUAAUGAGAUUUAAGCCAAAAUAUCAUUUCAAUUCGCGAUGUUUGGUUUAAACCCAAGUUGUAAAUGGCUUCGCCUUUUUUCAUGUUAUGUCAUUUUUUCAAUUAAACACGACGCAAAGAGCUUUUAUUUCGUAUGAAUUAGUAAUGUACUAAAAAUGAAUCUAAUUUUGUGUUGGCAUACUUUGCUUAGAUGUUUGUAUGGGCAACAGAUGCCAUUUUGUGCUGUUGGUUUAAUAUUUUGGAACACGACUCAUUUUUGGGAUGCUAUUUUGGGAAGGUAUUGACGAUUACAAACAUUUUUAGAGCCAAAACGGUUUGUUUAAUCGGUAUGACGUCUUUGGAAAAGUUGUAUAGAACAAUUUUGUCUUUCCAAAAAAAUGAACUCUAGAAAAUAAUUUUAUUUUAAAAAAAAUAGAAGAAAAUUUAAAAAUUGAUUGUCUUAUCCGAGACAUGCGCUCAUGUUUUUGAAAAUUUGCUUUUUUUUUAAACUAUAAAAGAUUCAUUAAGCAGACAGUAUGUGAGUAGAGAAAGAACGAAAAAUAAGCGAACUGGAAAUAUGAUACAGAUUUGGAAAAAUAUACCGCAUCCCGACGGGACUUGAACCCGCAAUCUCCCUGUCUCCGGCAUGGUGUUUUAAACUAAUUAAACUACGGGGGACGGUGGUACUGUUCCACAAAAUAAAUAAAAGAUUACCUAAACAAUGAAACCGGUCCGGUUGUAGAGAAAUCAAUAAAUAGCAUUUUUAAAAAGCAUGGCUGUUCUUCAUCUCAACAUGUGUAAAGAGUAGAGUGAAUAUUCACCGCUCUCUUUUUGUUCUGAGAGCUGCAUAUAGCAACUUUUUGCAUCAUAUUUUUCCAUUCUGCUUGGUGCUAUGUUUUUGCCGCUCACAGAAAAAUAAAUGAAAAGCAAACAACGCAAUCUAUUUUUUUUACCUAGAUGCUCCCCUCAUUUGCGAUAUGCUUAAGAGACACACAGUUAAAGCACUGCAGUGAGCUCUGUUGUGUAGCAAGUGCGUCGCUUUGUAGAAGCAGUAUUUUAGCAGUGAAUGAUAUUCUCCUACACGUCAGUGAUUCUCUGAGGAGUAAUGACAAGCCUGUGAAAGGAUACAGCUUUCUAACCAUUCCUGUGAAAAUUGCUGCCCAUAACAAGCUCGGAAGUACGUCAAAAGGUGGUUAGAAAGCUAUAAUAUUUCAUUUUUUACCAGUUUGAGCUUUAUGGCAAAUUGUUGUUUUUUCGAUGAUGAUAAUAUCAUCCACUAAUUGUUCCCUAAGUUGCAAAAAUCUCAUUAUAGAUGAUGUUAUUUGGCGAGAUGAUAUUAUUUUGAGGGCACUAUUUCUUCGAUUUAUUUGGUCUUUUAUUUUUUUCAAGGUGGUUCUGAAUUUUGAAUUUGCAUUUGAAAGAGGAGUUUUGGUUAGACUUGUGUGUUCUGUUUUCGGUUUCUCGGUGUUUUUCAACUCAGUUCUAAAUACACCUUCUUGGCUUUUACUGACAACUAUUUAAGAAAUAAUUUAAAUAAACGUUUUAGGCUUAAUUUUGAACCAUUUUUGUAAAACUCGUGAUUAUUUUACGUUAUCUUAUUCCGAUGAUUUUUUUGUUUAUUCUAAUUUUUCAUCUGUAACUUUUUCUGCUCUUUAACUUUUUCAUACGUUCAUUAACUCCCAAGCAACAUUACCUGUUUUAGAGCGUAUUGCAAAUAAGUUUUAAAAAAGUCUCCAAGAAUAUCACAAAACCCAAAUCGCUACUUGGAUUAUAAUACAAUUCAAUUUGGUUUAUCGAUUAGAGGCGGUUUUUCUGGUAAAACUCAUUUAAAAUCUGGCAUUUUUUGUUUUUUAUUUGGUGUCUAAUUUGUGAAAGUCUUCGUUUUUAUCUCUCAUGAUCCAUGUUUUUCGGACCAUUUGAUCUUAAUGAGAAAUCACUGUUUAUUUUCUUGGUUUUUCAAAGAAGUGGCUUCAGAAAGUUUUAUCAAAAAUUCUGAACUAAUUUGUGAUCAUAUUUCGAAUUCUGUAGUUUUGCCAUUUCGGCACGUUUAUGCUGUGGACAGUGGUACGAAAGCUCAAAAUCGUGAACUUUUCCAUUCACUCUUCAAAUACUGGUUUCAUUGUAAUACAGUAAUCACCCGAUUAUAUCUGUACCCGAUUUUAUCUGCCCCCGAUUUUAUCACAUUUUUCACCCGAUUUUAUCAUUGAACAUUUCAUUAAAAAAUGUCAGAGUGAACUGAUUUUCUAAUACGCUUCAAAAUUCAAGAUAUUUUUCAUAAUUCUGUGUAUCAUUCUGGAUGUAGUUUACAUUGAAAAUUCAACCGAUGCACAAUGUUACAUUUUGCUGUUACCGUGCGAGUAAUUGAAUAGUGAAAUAAAUGUUUAUUAUAACCGUAUAAUAUGUUCGGAGAAGUUUCAAAAUAUUUGAAAACGCAUCUUUUGAUGUAGAAAGCUGGGUGAUCAAUCUUCCUAAAAGUGAGAUAGAAUAUUUACUUUUUCAUUAGAUAAAGAUAUACGCUUGGUGUCUUAGGCAAAGUAUUAGGUGAUCUCAAAACAAGAACCUUUACAGAAGACAUCAUGUUUCUAUCUCUUACAUAUUGCAAGCAACAUAAAGUUUUCUAUGAGAAGGACUUAAAAAUCGUUAUUUACAUUUUAAGAUUUUUCUGGUUGCAAUAUGUGAGAGAUAUCAGCAUGCUGUCUUCGGCAAAGUUUAGUGUUGUUAGAACAUCUAAUAUUUUGCUUAUGGUACUGCGCUACAAAAAAGCAAGUAAUUCAUUUUACCAAUUCAAACAAAAACACGAACGAAUAAAAAACUUUAUUGUAAUUUAUUUGCAACUUUACAUCGAUUUUUUUAGUUUUUCUAUUUUUUUAGGUUUUUUAUUUUUUUAGGUUUUUAAUUUUUUUAGGUUUGUUCAGAAAAGUUUCAGGCAACUGAAUUAUCUAUCUAAAAAAAUGUUUUAAAAAACAGUGAUGAUCGAUUUUUUAUAGUCACUUUUUGUUUUCGAAAUUUUUUAUCAGUACAGGAUCUCAAAUUGAAUUUUUCAAAUAUUUUUUUUUAAAAGCUCAGACAGUUUUCUCAAAUUCAUCCCUAGACAACUUUUCUCUAUCUUUUGUCAUUAUUCAGAUAUAUCGAUUUAUGAGAAAAAACAACUGCAGCUUUUUUCAUAUGUUUGUACAGAUAAAUUUUUCAAGAAAGAUUAAAAUCGCUGAUUUUACGUAUUUAGUUAAUGAUUUAACAUCUUCAAUAAAAAUUUUUUUUUUUUAAAUUUCCCGAUUUUAUCACUUUCCCUAUUUUAUCACGCCAAAAUUCAUCAGGGUGAGAUAUAAUCAGGUGAUCACUGUAUUAUGUUCAGAAGAUAUUUAGUAUAUGGAAAACCUAGUAUUUAGAAAAGUUUGUUUGUUUUUUUGAGGAUGUACAAUGAAUUAUACUAGAUUUAUAUUUUUUGGCAAUAACUCGGUCUUAAUAGAAGCAAUCUUUUUUGGGUCUUCCACAAAGUUAUGUGCUUCAAUAAUAUGCAAUUAUAUACUGCACAUUGUUGCCUUCUAAGUGCUACAUUUUUUCAGAUGUUUGAAAAAGUUGAACUUUGUAAAAGGAUUCAUUUCUCUAAAGUGUGAGACUGAAAAGUGAAAUUUUGUGGCACCACCAUCGGCGGAGAUUUGAGGCUUUUCAAGUACUAAACAUCACCUGCACAUAAAUAGUAUGUCAAUAGAACAGUAUUUGCAGAGUAAAUGAAGACAGUUCACGAUUUCGAGCUCUUGUGCCACUGUGAUGUGAUGCAAUCACUAGAAUUAGUCGACAAAAUGAAAAAAGGGCAUUCCAAAAGCUCAAACCGGCAAAAAAUGAAAGAUUAUGGCUAUUCAACCAUUCCUAUGAAUUUUGGUGCCCCUAGCCAUUACCAAAACGCGUCAACUUACGUGAGAGUGUCGUAUAGAAAUUGAUCGCCGGGUUCGUCGCUUUAAUCUUAUGUUUUCGAGGAAACUCAUUUAAGGCUUUAAAAAAACGAUAAUAAUAAGGGACACCAAAAUUCACAGGAAUAGUUUGAAUACCUAUAAUUUUUUUUUUUGUUUUCCGGUUCUUUUUGAGUGAACCUGUGUUGACCACUAUUAUCAAUUUAAAUAAUCGGAUUUAAGCUUAACUUUUAAUAAUUUUUUACGGCUUUCACUGUCUUAAAAACCGUAUUUCGGUGAUUCUGAACAACAUUAGAAAUAUUUUUUUCCAUUUAACUGAACUGUUGUCCGUGUUAAGGUUAAUUUCUGAAUAAUUUUUCCAUUACAACUUCUGGUCGUGAGUAGCUUGUACCAGGGAUAAGCAUACUUAUAUUUUUGGUCUUAGUUUCCUAAUUCUGAAAAACGCUUCACAACAAUUCUCAGUUUAUGUUUUUUCCUCUUAGAUUUGUCUUUUAAAAAGGAUUUUUGAUAUAAAUGAAUAGUAAAGCGCUUUAUUCGAGAAAGUAUCUAUCUUUUAUCUCUCGUUGUUCAUAAUUUUCAACCGAUUCGAUUUUAAUUGUAACUUCCUGAAGCACUCUCUCUAGCGAUUCUGAGCUUACUCGAACAUUGUUCUCUUCUGAGGUGUUUAUUUCUUGUCUUGUUUUUCUGUAAUUUUUCUACUAAAUCUGAAAAGGUUCUAUCUCUUCUGAAUUUCGAAUAGUUUCCGGAGAUUCUUUUCUUCGACAGUGGUUUUUUUUCUGGUCUUCAGAGCAUUUUUUGACGGUUCUGAAAGCAGUCUGAGGUAAUAUUUAAGUCCAGUUUGACGUUUACUUCUUAUUUUUAGUAUACUGUGUAUCAUAUUUUUAUCAUAUUCUGUGCAGAUAUUUUUCGUUUUUUGGUAAAUUUGAGUUUGAUUUUACAUCAUCCUUCACAGCUUGUACUGGAAUUCGGAUAUAAAGUUUGAGGUCAAUUGCAAGUAGCUUGACUUUGAAGUCAUAUUUGUUUCUGAUAUGUAGAAUUUUUUUUAUUCGAAGCAUAAUUUCUAAACAUUUUCUUAAUAACCUCCUUUGGUCCCUAGAAUCGUGUCUCGGAGAUAAAUAUGUUUGAGGUUUUUCAAAUUUUUAAUACGUUUGUCAAUGGUUCUUAGCUUUAUGUCGAUUCUUUUUACGAAUUAUUACGAACGAAUUAAACUUUUAUUUAAAAUCGUUCUCUUCUCUGGCUUUCUGUUUCGCAAUAGUAUUUUUAAUGUGGAGUCAUUUUUGUUUCGCAGUUAAUUUGGUUCUCAUAAGCAUUUUAAUCGCAUAACAUAAAAACAGGGAGCGGAAUUGAAAAUUUUCCAUAUUUGACCAAUAAUGAAAACUGUCGAAGAAAUUUGUAUUACAAUUUGAAUAAAUCGCAGCUGACUCUUUAGUAAAGUUGGGGCAAAAACAAUCACAAAAUAAUCGAUGAUGUUCAGUUUUACUGUAGUUGUUCUCGAGUUUUUUUGAAGUCAAAUUGAUGGAAAUUAAAUAAUAUCAAAUUCUUUUAGCAACAGUAUAACCGUAAUUUUUCUAUUCGGUGAGUUAAAAAAUCUAGGUCACCCUAUUGUUUGCAUUUAUCUUAGUUUUCUUAGGAAAUUUGACAAAAAAUUAAAAAUUUUGAAGGAGGUAUAUUUUUAUUACUUUUAAGGAUAACUUUUUUUUAAAUUUUUGUCAGUAAAUAUAUCGAAUAUCAUCCUUGAUUGCGGUAACUUUUUUCAGUGGAGACGAUGGGAGUCUAAUAUUGAUAUGAAAAUACGAAUAUUUUUAACGUGCAAUUGCUCAACAAGAUAUUCCUAAGAAGCCAACUCAUUCAUGUUAGACACUCUUGCUACCUGUCUAGUCGGUUUGCGCAACAAUUUCAAAACAAGGCCCGGUUGUUUUUUCUUCAUUUUGAGACUGUUUAGAAUAAGUUUUACCAAGAAUGAAGAAGAGCUGUAGAAGUUUCAGACAAUAAGUCAAAAUAAAGAUGUUUUCGCCAUUAUAAUCAAUUGAACAGUUGUUUAGCAUAGCAAUUCGGUAGGCUGCAUUUCCGAAAUAAAAUAUAAUGCACUCAUAACGUGUUCUUUAUUCAAUUGAAUUUGUUGAAUUCUAUUGAACAACACCGUUUGUGUGUUCAGUUUCCACUAUGAAUUACAAAUGUGGUUUCACGCCGAAUUUCAUUUGAGCUCGAAACUCAAUUUAUUUACGAGACCAUGGUUUAUUGUGGUUAAUAUAUUGGAUAUGAACUAAUUAUCAAAAACGUCAACACCCUUAUAAUCCACCCCCCCCCCCUCCUUCCCUGCUCCAGCUAACAAAGAUAAACUAAUUCAAAUCUACGCAGUUACUCAAACCACAACCCGAUGUUUAUUUCAGUUUCCGAUACCGAGAAAAAAAAAAGAAUUCGACAAUCCGCAUCAGCGUUUAAUAAUUUCACGUUAGCCGCCGUUUGAUCGUUGAUUGAUUAAUUUCCAACCCAUCAUGGGCAGUAGUUGUUUGGUGCGAUUUCGUAAGCCCUCAUAUUAACUGCACGAGCUCAUCACGUACUUUUUGCAAACAUACUGGCUAAUUAAUAUGCGAGUGCAUGCAUGCGGAUGUGUGUGCGUGUGUGUCUGUGUGCGAGUGUGGGCGUCCGUGCGAACUUUCUUUAUUGGCAACGUGUCAACUUUCGGCUGCUGAUUGUAUUUGGGCUUUCAUGUCGAAUUCGUUUUCACUCGAUUUCGGAGUGCCACGCACGAACGCAACCGCGAAAGUGGGAACAACGUGGCGAAGGAAGAAGGGUGGGGAUGGAAAAGGCGAAACACCAAAAAUCAGCGCUCGCCAACACUCUCUCGCCCGUAGCCGGCCGGGCCGAACGCACUGUAAUGAAAUUUAUACGAGUAUUCAAUUUUUAAUUUAAUCGCCGUUAAUUGAAUUUUGAAUUCGCGCCGAAUUGGGCAAAAAGCAGACAUGGGGGGAUCGAAUGCCAAAUAAAACAUUCUCACAUACACAGUCACACUCAGUCAACAAUACUGAUAUAAUGAAAGCCGGCGUGUGGGCAGCAAACGAGCUCCCAGCGAGGCGCGGACGGGCGACACGUUGUGAAACAGGUAAAACUAUUAAAAUAAUCACAAUAAAUGAGUAAAAUGCAUUAAGAACGUGAACAUGCACGCGCAGUCAGGAGUUGUAAUGCCAGAUCAUGGAUUGUAGGCAAGCGAGAGAGAAAACAAAAAUCACCCCGAAAUGAAAAAAAAAAAUGUAAAACCACGUGCACUAAAGCGCGCUCGCGAGCACAGUCGAAGAAAAAAACGCAUUAAAAAGGCAUUGAAAUGAAUAAUGAAUUAUGAUAAUUAAAAAUAAUUGUAAUAAAAACUGAUAUAUUUUACAUUAACAA
Molecule: messenger RNA, 26977 nt
Organism: Wyeomyia smithii (pitcher-plant mosquito)
Lineage: Eukaryota; Metazoa; Arthropoda; Insecta; Diptera; Culicidae
Exons: 6
Coding region: 1044-1949 (301 amino acids)
Source: RefSeq, a predicted model, not a curated record